CCAGAAUCCGGGAGCCCUCAGUGACUGUGGAUUGCGCAGACGCCUCUGCAGCCCCAUCCCCCCCCAGCCGAGGCAGCGCCAGCACCGGCUCAGGCACAAGGCCGGAGCCCCUGGACUGCCAGGGUCCGUACCAGGGAAGAGGAGCAGGAAGAGAAAUCUGUCUGCUGGGCCCUGAGCGUGGCCUGGGGGACAGGCCAUCAUCCCAGGAUGCCCCUGCCCGAGCCCAGCGAGCAGGAGGGCGAGAGUGUGAAGGCCGGCCAGGAGCCGUCCCCCGAGUCCCCUGAGCCAGGGACAGACGUCGUCCCCGCAGCCCCCAGGAAGCCCAGGAAGUUCUCCAAACUGGUCCUGCUGACAGCCUCCACAGAGAACGUGGAUGAGGUGGACUCCCAGCCCGAAGGAGAGCACUGUGUCUUGUCCCUGGAGAUGUGUGACCCUGACACACUAGCCAGGACCCCUCAGAUCCUGCCAGUGGAGGAGCAAGCGGAGACAGUCCAGCCAACCCCCCAGGUCCCUGAGCAUAAAUGCAGCCAGCCAGACCCAGCAGCCCCCACGCCCCUGGAGUUCCUGAGGACCCCUUUUGGGGGCCGCCUCCUGGUGCUCGAGUGCUUCCUGUACAAGCAGGAGAAGGCUGUGGGGGACAAGGUAUACUGGAAGUGCCGUGAGCACACUGAGCUGGGCUGCCGUGGCCGGGCCAUCACCCGGGGCCCACGGGCCACCGUGAUGCGGGGCCACUGCCACCCGCCUGACGAGGAGGGCCUGGAGGCCCGGCGCAAGAGACAGAAGCUGCCCAGCCCGGCCCUGCCUGAAGGCCUAGGGGGUCCGGAGGGCCCUGGAGGCCAAGUGGAGGAGCCACUGGAGGGGGUGGGCCCAUGGCUGUGCCCUGAAGAGCCAGAGCCCACCCCUGGCGUGGUGCUGAGCAAGCCGGCCACAGAGGAGGACGAGGGCCUACGAGCCCUGUCGCUGCUGAGCUUGCCCCCCAAGAAACGCCCAACACUGGGGACCGGAGAACCCCCGCCCCUGGAGUUCCUGAGGACGUGCUACGGGGGCAGCUUCCUGGUGCACCAGUCCUUCCUCUACAAGCGAGAGAAGGCCGUGGCGGACAAGGUGUACUGGACGUGCCGGGACCACGCUCUGCGCGGCUGUCGCAGCCGGGCCAUCACCCAGGGCCAGCGGGUGACGGUGAUGCGCGGCCACUGCCACCCGCCCGACGUGGAGGGCCUGGAGGCCCGGCGGCAGCAGGAGAAGGCCAUGGAGACGCUGCAGGCCCGGCCGGGUGGGCCUGGGGGCCACGUGGACGAGCUGCUCUCCCGCAGCGGGGCCGGGCCCCUGCCGCUCAGCAGAGCCCGGCCUAGAAAGCGCACGAAGGUCCCCCCGGCCCAGCCCCCAGCGCUGCAGGGCUCCCCCGCUGGGGACCAGGACGACGACCUAGGAGGCCCCGAGUUCCUGAGGACCCCUCUGGGGGGCAGCUUCCUGGUGUACGAGUCCUUCCUGUACAGGCGGGAGAAGGCGGCCGGGGAGAAGGUGUACUGGACGUGCCGGGACCAGGCCCGCAUGGGCUGCCGCAGCCGCGCCAUCACCCAGGGCCGGCGGGUGACGGUGAUGCGCGGCCACUGCCACCCGCCCGACCUGGGGGGCCUGGAGGCCCUGAGGCAGCGGGAGAAGCGCCCUGGUGCGGCCCAGCGGGGGAGCGCAGGAGGCCCCGAGUUCCUGAGGACCCCUCUGGGGGGCAGCUUCCUGGUAUACGAGUCCUUCCUGUACAGGCGGGAGAAGGCGGCCGGGGAGAAGGUAUACUGGACAUGCCGGGACCAGGCCCGCAUGGGCUGCCGCAGCCGCGCCAUCACCCAAGGCCAGCGGGUGAUGGUGAUGCGGAGACACUGCCACCCGCCCGACCUGGGGGGCCUGGAGGCCCUGAGGCAGCGGGAGCAGCUCCCCAGCCCAGCCCAGCGGGAAGGCUCAGGGCCCCCGCAGCCUCUGGAGUUCCUGCGGACCUCGCUUGGGGGCCGGUUCCUGGUGUACGAGUCCUUCCUCUACCGGAAGGAGAAGGCGGCUGGGGACAAGGUGUACUGGAUGUGCCGGGACCAGGCCCGGCUGGGCUGCCGCAGCCGCGCCAUCACCCAGGGCCAGCUGGUGACGGUGAUGCGGAGCCACUGCCACCUGCCCGACCUGGCGGGCCUGGAGGCCCUGAGGCAGCGGGAGCGGCUCCCCAGCGCGGCCCAGCGGGAGGACCCAGAAAACAUGAAACUUCCACCAGAAGUGCAGCUGUGCAUCCAGACUGUCCCUCCGGAAAGCCAGCAGGUGUGCGGGAAGGUGAACGACAUGGAACUGCACAGUGAGAAGCAGUGAGGCCCGUCUCCUCCACGGGGACCUCGUGCUGCCAGCGCCACGGAUGCUCCGAGCCCACACCAGACCCUGGCAUUUUCCACCCGUCAGAUUUUGCUUCACAAAGACUCUUCCACUCUUCCAAAGCACUGGUGGCCUUCACGCUUCCUCGAGGGGCCUCCCAGAAGGAGGUGUCUUCGAGCCCUGACGGUGUCUUCGAGCUGGCAGACGAGCGCCAGGAGCCGGCAGCCUGUACAUGUGGGUGAUGUGGGGAGAGGCCCCCACCCAGGAAAGAUCCAAAGAAACAUCUUUGUCACAGAGACCCCCCCCCCCCGCCCCUCCGCUCGGAGCCUCGAACACCCAUCCGUUUUCAGAGCACGUGACUUGGCCGAGGACUUUCCAGGCCGGUGCGGCCCUGCUGGGCCAGGGCGCCUUUGGAGAAGUUCCUGCUGCUUCGGGCUGAGCCUCCCUGCGUAGCUCCGGCCUCCGCGGGUGUCUUCUGGACAGGGCCACGUGGGCCUUUGCGCCCCUCGGCCACCUGCCGCAGGGCCGCAGCCCUCGCUCCUGGCAACACAGCAGAGGCCAGCCUGCACGCGCUGUCACGCUCCCUCUCCCGUGCUGUCUUCCCAGGGUCCCGAUCCCCGUGGCGGGCGUCACUGCCGGCAGUGGGAGCCAGCCCGGGUGUCCACUGGGAGACACGACCGGGCCGGCGGUGUGUGGAUCGCCCGCGUCUGUGUGAUGCAGGAGAGGCAGAGCCGGAUGGCAGCGGAGACCUGCCCCUUCUCCCGUCCGGGACGGUGGCGCCGCAGAGAGCCGCCCGGCGGUCCGAGGAGCAGACAGUAUCCGGCUGCAGGACAGCGACAGCUUGGGACCCCACUGCCCCUCUGCUUAUACAUUUCCCGCCAAUAAACCCUGUUUUAUAUCUCA
Hyaena hyaena (striped hyena) is the source of this 3246-nucleotide messenger RNA. RefSeq names its product FLYWCH-type zinc finger 1 (gene FLYWCH1). The transcript is spliced from 9 exons. NCBI's taxonomy places the organism in Eukaryota, Metazoa, Chordata, Mammalia, Carnivora, Hyaenidae. The record is from RefSeq and is a predicted model, not a curated record. The coding region runs from base 208 to 2343 and encodes 711 amino acids.